Messenger RNA from Oldenlandia corymbosa var. corymbosa, 925 nucleotides. NCBI's taxonomy places the organism in Eukaryota, Viridiplantae, Streptophyta, Magnoliopsida, Gentianales, Rubiaceae. The record is from the annotation of a GenBank genome assembly.
AAAUAAACCAAGCCCAAUGACACCCGUAUAGGCUUUUUGGUUAAAUGGGCUGGCUGAUAUACUCUAGGGUUUUCUUAACCCCUCACCUCUCUCGUCGUCUCCAACGCCACCCCGUACCUUUUUCUCUCUGAGAGAAUAGCAUCCGGAGAAUCAUCGGAGCUGCCCCCUCAAAAUGACGAAGAGGACAAAGAAGGCCGGAAUUGUCGGGAAGUAUGGUACCCGUUAUGGUGCUAGUUUGAGGAAGCAAAUUAAGAAGAUGGAGGUUUCCCAGCACAACAAAUAUUUGUGCGACUUUUGUGGAAAGUAUGCUGUGAAGAGGAAGGCUGUUGGCAUAUGGGGCUGCAAGGAUUGUGGCAAGGUCAAAGCUGGCGGUGCAUACACAAUGAAGUCAGUCCUCUGAUAUGUUACUUCCAUUCUCUUUAUUUUAUUUUAUUUUUUUUGGAGGGCAAAAUUCACUAAUUCAUGUUUUUCUCUUUUCCAUUUUCCUCUGUGCAACAGUACCGCUAGUGCUGUGACAGUUAGGAGCACAAUCAGGAGGCUGAGAGAGCAGACCGAGAGUUGAUUCUGAUCUAGAUCUAUGUUCUGAUUUUUAUUUUCAGAGUUAAUUUAAGCUAGCUAAGGCGAGUGAUUUGUUGUCGAACUGAUAAGAGGGAAACAGAUUUUGUGGGGCAAAGUUUCAUUCAGUAUGCUGUGUUACUUGUUAGCAAGUUUUGAUGUCUAACGUGAAUUACGCUUCGUAAACAAAUUUAAGCAGUGACAUUAUUUCGCAAAUAAGUUUCUAAAGAACAUGAAACAUUCUAUUUCCAACACCAAAGGACGACUAUAGUUGUACACAAAGAGAAUGAUUGUCACUGACAUCAGAUCACUGACUCCCAUUUCUGUUCUCUGGUCUCUGGCUCUUCAUUGUUUGGUCAUCUGAACGCAC